ACAGACACACAUCGCUGUGUUUGAGCAAAAGUUUCUGUUUCGCAAGCUGUUCAUUUUUCAGUGUACUUAUGACUGUGAGUCUCUAUAAUCGCUGCCAUGGUAACAUAACGAGUUUAUUUAUAAUAAUAAUAAUAAUAAUAUUGCGGUUAUGAGAGGAAUGCCUCUGCGCUGUGUUCCGUAUUUCUCCUCCCUGUAGCGUCCAAAUAAUUGAAUAUCAGCGAAAAACUGCGUUAUUAUUAUUAUUAUUAUUAUUAUUAUUAUUUAGCAGACGCUUUUAUCCAAAGCGACCAGCGGGGUGAACACUGCAUCAUCAACAACUGCUGCUGCAGAGUCACUUCCAAUAGGAGCUCGUUUGUUUGACGUCUCAUCCGAAGGACGGAGCACAAGGAGGUGAAGCGACUCGCUCAGGGUCGCACGCACGCACACACACACGCAGGGAGUCAGUGGCUGCUGCAGAGUCACUUCCAAUAGGGGCUCGUUUGUUUUGUGUCUAUAUGAAGGAUGUUAGUGACACACAGCAGCAGGCGGAGCUCUGGAAACGGCAGAAAUCAAGGUGUUCUGAAGAUGGACUCUCCUCUGGUGACUGAAGAGCCCCUCAGCGUCUCCGUUAAAGAGGAGGACAGUGAAUUGGGAUGUGAUAACGAAGCGCUUCUCAUCCAGAUGGAACAGGACUGUGUGUUUCCUGCUGUCAGUGUUAAAGAGGAGCCGUGUGAUGAUGACAUUGCGGAGGAACUCGCUGAUCUGGGGUGCGUGCGCGUGGUGGGGGAGGAAGAGGAGGAGGAGGAGGAGGAAUCUCUCCACGUGAACCCCGCGCUUUUCAACAAGGAAGGAGCCACGCCUCCAACCAGCGCUGACACACCGGACGCAGAACAGGAGCGGAGAAGCAUCCCGAACUCCGUACACGACCCUUCUUCCCCGACCCCCAGACCGGUCCGGGACGGGGCGUCCCCGAAAAAGGUUCCCCCGGUUUUCCCUUGCGACGUCUGCGGGAAGAAAUUCGGCCAGUCGCGCGGGCUGAAGAUCCACCAGCGGGUUCACACUGGCGAGUGCCCGUACUGCUGCCCGGACUGCGGGCGGCAAUUCAGCCAGCUGGAGAACCUGAAGAGGCACCGGAGAGUCCACACGGGGGAGAAGCCCUUCUCCUGCCCGGACUGCGGCAAACGCUUCCGGGAGUCGGGAUCAGCGAAGGUCCACCGCCGCACUCACACCGGAGAGCUCCCGUACCGCUGCGCGACCUGCGGAAAAGGCUUCGGACAGAGCCAGCAGCUGAGGUCCCACGAGCGAAUCCACUCCGGAGAGAGGCCGUACCGCUGCCCGGACUGUGGGAAAACCUUCAAGAGCCCGGGGCACCUCCGCUCGCACCGGAAGGUCCACUCCGACCCGGGGGAGUCCCGGUUCUGCUGCCCCGAUUGCGGGAAAGCCUUCCGCCACUCGGGGAAUCUCCAGACCCACCGGAGGACUCACUCCGGGGAAAACCCGUACCUGUGCGCCGUCUGCGGGAAACGCUUCAAUGCCUCGCAGAAUCUGAAGCGACAUUCCCGGAGCCACACCGGGGAAACCCCGUACGGGUGCGGGGACUGCGGGAAGAGCUUCCGGGACUCGGGAUCCUUGAAGACCCAUCGGAGGAGUCACACUGGAGAAGCCCCGUACGGGUGUCCCGAUUGCCAGAAGAGUUUCAAAGACCCCGGGUCGCUGCGGAAACACAAGCGGGUGCACAGCGGGGAGACCCCGUACAGCUGCCCCGAGUGCGGGAAGAGAUUCAAAGAGUCGGGGUACCUCCGGAAACACGCCCGGGUUCACAGUGGAGAGACCCCGUAUCGCUGCACCGGCUGCCCCAAGAGCUUCAAGGAAUCCGGGGCUCUGAGGACGCAUCUCCGAAUCCACACGGGAGAGACCCCGUAUCGGUGCGUCGCCUGCGGGGAGAGCUUCGUCUACAGCUACCAGCUGAGAGGACACGCCUGCCAGCCGUGAAGCAGGAAGCUGGCUGGACUCCGCCCGGCCCUGCCAGGGUUAUCCUCGCCCCGGCUGCUUUGAAAAACGAAUGGAAAAGUUUAGGAUCCUCUUGUAAAUUCACCCGCGGGAUCUAAGAAGCGGCGAGUUUUCGCUAAAAAUUUUUUAGGAGACUAAAAUUGCGUGGAGCGUCGCAGUUCCGGGUUCCUGCGGACUCAGAGCUCCUGUUAAACAGCGGAAGGGAUCAUGUCGCUCGGGCUGAUAAUCGGCCUUUGCUUCAGCCCGUGAAGACCUUCUCUGAAGCCGCGCUGCCCCAGGGCCCGCGGGUGCGUUCGAGUGAAGACGCUGAACCAUGCUGCAGGAGGUCUCCAGCGCCUGUCCUGGGAGUGCAGUUCUCUGCUCCUCCCCGGUCCGCGGCGUCCCGGCUCCUGCACGCUCUUCAUGGCUCGGCUGUGUUUCUGUGUUUUUCAGCCAAUAAAAGGUCCUGGAUCUCGG
Messenger RNA from Acipenser ruthenus (sterlet), 2445 nucleotides. RefSeq names its product zinc finger protein 501-like. The transcript is spliced from 4 exons. The record is from RefSeq and is a predicted model, not a curated record. The coding region runs from base 502 to 1971 and encodes 489 amino acids. NCBI's taxonomy places the organism in Eukaryota, Metazoa, Chordata, Actinopteri, Acipenseriformes, Acipenseridae. Gene Ontology annotation, biological process: regulation of transcription by RNA polymerase II. Gene Ontology annotation, molecular function: RNA polymerase II cis-regulatory region sequence-specific DNA binding; DNA-binding transcription factor activity.